This is a messenger RNA of Kickxella alabastrina, 2223 nucleotides long. RefSeq lists its product as uncharacterized. The coding region runs from base 240 to 1982 and encodes 580 amino acids. The transcript has a single exon. Lineage: Eukaryota; Fungi; Kickxellomycota; Kickxellomycetes; Kickxellales; Kickxellaceae. The record is from RefSeq and is a predicted model, not a curated record.
UACUUUGAAUACUCGUGUUUCGACGAUAUCACUCAGCAGACCUGCUCGCAGCCGCGCGCCCUGCUUCUGCAAGCUCUCUGUGCGUAUCUGAGCCGGGUUUAGACGCGCAUGUUGUCACAGGCAAUGCGCUGCUGCAGGAGCGCUUUGUGGCGCCAUCGUUUGGUAAAGCGAUCCUGUCGCCGACCAGUGUGACUGACAAUGGGUUGCAGCAGGUGCCACCGGUGAGCUAUGGCUUUGCGAUGACGCUUGUGGCCCUGGCAGACGACGCCUACCGGCUGGCCAAAGCGUCUGCCAGCGAGAAGAGCGACGAAAUGAUUAGCGAGAUAAUCACCAACGAGGUAGAGGCCAGCAUGGCAAAGUCACUAGAUCAGCUGCUCCCUGUCAAUCCGCCCGGCGGCUCUUCUUCACGCAGCCAUUACAAUUCGGUUAUUGCGAUUGUCGUAUAUUUGUCUCGGCUGCAGCGCGGCAUUCAUUGGGAAGAUUCAGUCGGCAGCAGUUCUAUCCGGGCGCUCCUGGUGAUGACCAUGCGGCGGAUUGCUGUGCGCACGGCAGACGUCAGGCUGGAGGAUUCAAAUACAGCGCGCCUGCUGGUCUGGGAGCUCCUGGGUAUUUGCUGCAGCAUUCCGCCAGAGGCUCGGGUGAUAGUUGCCAGCAUAAUGUGCAGUUGUUGUGCUGCUGCUACUGCUGUUGCUGAGGGACAGGGACUCUGGGCGUAUACGUACACCAUUGUGGCUGCACUUAUCCAAGAUAGGCGGCUGAGACCGGUCAAUGGCGGCAACCUGGGGCCACUUACCACGCUUCUCAGUGAUCUGCCAGCGACUCUGAGCAAUGAGGUGGAGGUGGACCACUGCGUUGAGCUUAUCCUGCUGCUGAUCAACGGGGCCAUCCCAUGGCAAUUCAACAGUCUCCACAGCUCCGUGUUGGACAGCAGCAGCAUAACCAAUGCGUCAGCCGGGAAUGAUAAGGGACGUAGGGCAAUCAAGUGCGUGGCCAAAUGUCUUGUUGUGCUGAACAUUGUGCUUGGUGGGUUGAGCGCGCUUGAUCAGGAGCAGGCUGAUGGGAUGCGUGUUUUGGUGCGGGCUCUGGUUUGGGUCGUGCAUGUUGUUGCUUCCAAUGAUAUUGCUCUGCUGUGUAGGCCAUUUGCAGACGACCUGCGGCUCCCUUGGGAUGCCAAUGGUGGUGAUUCUCAUGCGAGGAAGGGCGCGUGCGUUUGGGCGUCAGGCAAUUUGGUGCGCAUUCGCAGCGCUGCAUUGCAGGUGCUGGGCAGUGCGGAUUCGAAGGGCCCAAUGGACUCGAAGAAGCUUCCAAUGGUGGUGGCGGCAGCGGCGAAGCGCUCGCUUGACACUAUGCUUUGCGGCGAUGAUGCGGAGAGCGAGCCCGGCAGUGAGGCUAUCGAUGUGAGUUUGGCGGCCGGUGAAUGCUGCGCUUUGCCAAGCAAGCCGGCAGAAAAGACCAAUCCCAAGCCAACGCCGGCUGCAAAGGUUUUCACGCGUAGCCAGGCCGUGGCUACAGCUUCUGUUGCGUCCAUUGCAGACAAGCAUGAAAAGACCGCCGGCCCCAUUCCAGCAGCAGAAACACCAAUGACGGAUGUGGACUCGGAAGAAGAGGCUGCUGCUGCAGCGGUGUUGCCGAUUUCAGAACCGGGGUCAGACGCAGCAGAGGCACUACAGGAUGGUGCAGAGCAGGAGGAUGCGCACCCGGCGGCUGCGGUGGCGCCCAGGCGCAAGAAGAAGAGGCGCAAUAAGCGCAAGUGGACGGCGGUCACAUGCAGCAGCGGCGCCUCGGUCAAUGGCAGCAGCAGCAACAGCAGCCGCAUGUCGCCUGAGCCAGCACACAAUUCGGCGGCUGCAGGGCCCUUGAAGCAGGACCCGCUGGCGAAACUUCCUGAGCUCCUGAGACCGUUUGAAGAGAAGCGGUCUGCUACGGAGGAAGAGCCGAUGAUAAGCUGGCAAUUCCACCAUCACCUUCUUCUUGCUCACUGAUGACGUUGGACUCGCUGCUGGACAAAAUCGAGGGCUUUGUUGCGAAUGAUUUGCGGGCCCAUAGCGUGAGCGACUUGGUUGCGGCACAGGCACGUGUUGCUGGCAUCCAGCAGAGGCUAUGCAAAGCCAUGCUGCUCAAGCUCGAAUAGUGUGCCCUUUUUUCUUUGUCCGAGAUUUGAAUUUUUUUGAUCGAACUUUGCAGGGACCAAAUCUUUUUUUACAUUCUUUGCCUUCUUUGCUU